AUGCCAGCAGAACAUUUGCAAGCGAAAGAAGCACUCAAGCCCAAGUUGGAAAUCGAAUUGUACGAUGAUAUUGACGAUUACAACGAGGAAGAGGAAGACGAUUACGAUGAUUAUCUCGACGAUGAGCUGAACGACACCGACAUGUGGGAUAGUGUGACGGGAGAUUUCACAAAGCAAUACAACCGAUUAAGGCAACAGGUAUCUCACAAUACUGUCACACCCUCCUCGGCACCUGCUUCGUCAAAGCCAGUACCGGCAUCGAAUCAGAAACCGGCACCUGCGGCGAAUCCGAAAGCUAAAGAAACCGCCACAGUGGCGGCGAAAAAACAAUUGCUGGAAAGUCAAAUUGAAAGUUUGGGACGAUAUGCCAGUCGCAUUCAGGUGCGCGCUUAUGAACCACCACCACGAAUUUCGGCUUCGGUUGCCAGUGAUAUCAAAUUAAGUAGCAAGAAGGCGAGCGGUGAGAAAAACACACAAAAGGAUAAAGCCGAUCGUGCGACGGUCGAACAAGUGCUGGAUCCUCGUACCCGUAUCAUUCUGUUCAAAAUGUUAAAUCGAGGCAUCUUUUAUGAGAUCAACGGUUGUAUCAGUACCGGUAAAGAGGCCAACGUGUACCAUGCAGUUACAGAAGACGGCAAGCACCGUGCCAUUAAAGUAUACAAGACGUCGAUUUUAACGUUCAAGGACCGUGAUCGCUAUGUCAGUGGUGAAUAUCGUUUCCGACAUGGUUACAGCAAAUCGAAUCCUCGUAAGAUGGUCAAGGUCUGGGCCGAAAAAGAAAUGCGUAAUUUGCGACGACUGCAGCAAGCCGGUAUUCCGUCGCCCGAAGCAUUGGUGCUCCGUAUGCACGUGCUCGUCAUGGAAUUCUUGGGUGACAAGAACGGCUGGGCCUACCCAAGAUUGAAGGAUGCGCAAAUCGAAGCUUCCAAAUUUCCUGCUCUCUACUAUCAAUUAAUCAAGAACGUCCGUACCAUGUAUCAGGUCUGCAAGCUGGUUCAUGCGGAUUUGAGUGAAUACAAUUUGCUAUAUCAUUCGAGAACUCUGUAUAUCAUCGAUGUUUCACAAUCCGUUGAGCACGAUCAUCCUCACGCUUCUGAAUUUUUGCGCAAGGAUCUGUCCAAUGUUACCGACUAUUUUGCCAAGAAAGGCGUUCGAGUAAUGUCCCUGAUGGACCUCUUUUCUUUCGUCACCGAUUCAUCAUUCAGUAAUGAGGAGGCUGCCGUUGAUGAUGCUUUGGAAAAGAUCAAAGCUCGCAUGGACGCCGAGCCGGAAAAGGAGCGUAAUCUUCUGGAAGAAGAGAUUUUCAUGAAGUCGUACAUACCAACCACAUUAGACGAGGUGAUUGAUGCAGAGAGAGAUACCCUGCUUAUUGCUGAAGGCGGUGGGCAAAACCUUGUAUAUGCGAAUCUGCUUGGAAGUGAUGCAUUGAACGAAGUAACAGCAUCUAUCAAGAGCAUGGAUAUUAAAAACCACGCACCCAAAAUCGCAAAUGUCCAGGAUGAAGAUACAUCCGACGUAGAUGAAGAAAACGACGACGACGAGGAUGACGAAGACAGCGAUGAGGAAGGCAGUGAUGAGGAAGGCAGUGAUGAUAGUGACGAUGAAGGGGAUCGCAAAGCCAAAAAGCCCAAAGGAAAGAAGAAUGAAGAUAAAGAUGCGAAGAAGGAACGCAAACAGAAAGCAAAGGAAGAAGCACGCGAACGACGUAAACACAAGCUUCCAAAGGCUGAAAAGAAGAGAAAGAUCAAAGUCAGUCGCAAAAAGAAAUAA
Messenger RNA from Radiomyces spectabilis, 1770 nucleotides. Its product is annotated as RIO1 family-domain-containing protein. Gene Ontology annotation, biological process: maturation of SSU-rRNA. The transcript is spliced from 6 exons. NCBI's taxonomy places the organism in Eukaryota, Fungi, Mucoromycota, Mucoromycetes, Mucorales, Radiomycetaceae. Gene Ontology annotation, cellular component: cytosol; preribosome, small subunit precursor. Gene Ontology annotation, molecular function: protein serine/threonine kinase activity; ATP binding. The record is from RefSeq and is a predicted model, not a curated record. Bases 1 to 1770 code for a protein of 589 amino acids.